GAUCCUUUAGGCUAAUCAAGGUCUAGGCCUAGUGGGUGUGUAGUCAGGAGGCCAAGCAAGUCAAAGAGUAAGAUCACAAAAGUCUCACCAGUCGACCUAUUAUUCAUUUCGAUAUGGCUGAAGGGUUCGCAGCAGAUUCAGAAUUGUCUGAUAUCAUCAGCAAGCUAUGGGACAUGGACGACAACAAAUGUUAUCCUGGGACAGACUAUGAGCUUUACCUUCAAGGCUAUGUGAACAACCCAAGAGAAGUGGGCCGUGAUUAUGCUCGUCAUAAUCUGUUUGACUGGCUGGAUGAAGAGCAAGUGUUCAGCCGCCCCACUUACAAAGCUUUCAGGGCCCUCUUGGACAACUACGAGAUGGAUUUGUCAGAGGAGGAGGAAGUGACUUGGGAAGAGCGACAGGAGAACUACGACUUUCUCACAGCCAUCAUGGACACUGCGGUGAUGAAAGAAGCCCAUCAGUUUCUGGUUUCUAAAGAAGUUGCUCCUGAAGAUGAGGAGGAGUUCAAGAAGAUGCUCCACGACAUUUGGUUUCGUCUCUUCAAGAGAAAGGGUGGCAGGGGAAACAAUUCCUGCAGCUUUGAGCAUGUGUUUGUUGGUGAAGGCAGAGGGGAUGACAUGAUCGGCCUGCACAAUUGGAUACAGUUCUAUCUCCAGGAAAAAGCUGGAAACAUUGACUACCAUGGCUUUUUCAGAAGAGAAACUGUACGAGAUGAUGAAAUCCUGCGCCUUAUGGCUGUGCAGUUCACAUGGAAGGGCAUUAUGGGAAAGCCUAUGUGCAGCGUCUUCGUGGGCUCCAGUCCAGAAUUUGAGAUUGCAGCUUACACCAUCAGCUUGCUUCUGGAUCGUGACGGCAAGAUGGAUGUUCAGCUGGGUGAAUAUGAGGUGGAGCUGGUCGUUCACAGCUUUGGCUGGAAGAAGAAGCUUGGCACAGCGUACCUAGCGGCUGCACGUAUGGACCAGUACGCUAAAAAGAAAGGAUGGUAGAGACAGAAUGACAGUGAAACAAAGAGUGCCCCCCCCCCCCCACAACCCUCUAUCCUCCUCCCCCUCAUGCUACAUACAAACCAUCCAUCAGACGUUGAUAGGAAAUAAUGCUUAUCACAGACGUUUGGAAGGGUUGAUACGAGAUAAUGCUUAUCACAGACGUAUGGAAGGGAUGAUACGAAAUAAUGCUUAUCACAGACGUUUGGAAGGGAUGAUACGAAAUAAUGCUUAUCACAGACGUUUGGAAGGGAUGAUACGAAAUAAUGCUUAUCACAGACGUUUGGAAGGGAUGAUAUGAAAUAAUGCUUAUUACAGAUGUAUGGAAGGGAUGAUACGAAAUAAUGCUUAUCACAGACGUUUGGAAGGGAUGAUAUGAAAUAAUGCUUAUCACAGAUGUAUGGAAGGGUUGAUAUGAAUUAAUGCUUAUCACAGAGAGGGGGGUGGGGGAGGGAUUUUUAGUUUGCCACUUUGAAAAGACUUACUCCUGAGUGUUAUAGAAAUUGCCAUUUUAAGUUGGACAAAAGCACUUUUUGUAUCAGUCUGAUAUACUUACUUCUCACCAUGUUUUUUGAGUUUCUGGGAUUCUCUAUGGAUUUCAGUGAAAUUUAUUUUGUCCUCAGUAUAUUUUGUACCUGUUGUCUAUAUAGUAACCGGUGGUGAUUCCAAUGUUAAGAGGGAGACCCCUUCUGGUUGCAGUUUGUUAACUUUUUAGUUUGUUGUUGUUUUGUUUUUUGUUAUUGAAACCUGUACUACAAUUUGUUACCUAGGGUUUUCUACACAGCAAAACGUUUUGUUCUGGUUGCUGUCAUAAUCUACUGCAUGCCAUUUCUAUUUUUGUUAUAAGUUAUAAGAAUACUGGUACUGUGUAGAUGUGCAAAAGAUGAGGACACACUGAAAGAAUCUUCAGUAGUAUGCUCUGAGAUUCUUAGUAAUGUGUAGAAAAAAAGAUACUGGUAUGCCAAAAUUCAGAUCAAAUACAUGAGAAACUAGUACCGUAUGGAAAUGUCAUUUUGUAAUUUUUAUUAUUUCUUUCUUGUAGUUAUUACUCUCGCAUUCUUCCAAAAAGUAACCAUGAAAAGUAAUUGUUGUAUUUGCUGGAAUUGCUACCGAUAGCAUCGCUGGCAAGUUGCAAGUUGCUCAGCUUAUCAAUUUCACAUGGGUGAUGGAUGAGAUUGAAAUCCUUUUUGAGGUGAUAUCGUUUUCAUUUGAGAGAAUUGUUGAUAUCAUAGAAACUAUUCCUAGUGUUGACAAAGUGACUUGCUUCCUGUGUAACUCCAACAAGAGACAUGUCUUUAGAGAGUGUAACAUGACACUGUUAUCUCGUUGAAGCUGUUACAUUUCAUUGACAACCUGGAUAAAAACAGUUUUUAAUGGCCCAAUAAUUCACAAAUUAUGAAGAAUAUUCUUUGUUACUUUUUGUCUGUAGUUCUCAAGAGCAUGUUUUGUUUUAGUGGCUGUGGUUUCAAUAGCGCUGACAAUGCUCUUCAACCUAGCACUGAACAACAAGGCCUUUUAUUGUUCCUUUUUCAGUUUCCUAUUUUGACUUUGAGGUUUGUCUUCUUGUUAUCACGCUGGUUGCCUGCGUUCCUUACGGGUUUUGUUCUGUUUGUUUUUCUCUUUGAAAAACUUUGAAAGUAUUUGAUUAAUGCUCAUUCAUUUGUUGAACUGAUUAUUUGAGGCUGAUCAAGCUAAGUGUUGCUUUGUUCUCCCAGCUUUUGCGCUGUGUUUCCUCAAGUAGUUCUUCUGUCUUUGGAGGAAGCUUUGGUUUUCACCCUUUGUACACAAGCUACACAGCAAAGAAUAAGUGUGUAGAUUGCAGCUAUGAGCACAGUAUUUCUUUCUUAUUUCAACCGUAAUAAGAUGUCUUUUUUUUCUUUAAGAUUUGCUACUGCAGAUUAUUUUUUGAUAUAGAUUUUAUUCAUCUUAAUAUCAAACUCAACUUUUCUCCUGCUUUAAUUAGGACCUUUGGCCUGCAGGAAAUGGUUUGGGUUUGGGUUUUUUAAUAGUUCAUAUUGUAACCAAAUGCAAAAGGAGCUUUAAUUCAAAACAAAUUUAUUAUUGUUUAGAAAAUGACCACCUUCCUUUAUCUCACUUCUAAAACUCCUUUCAAUGCAUCUCGUUGAGUUGAGCAGGGAAAAUUUCCUUCUGUUGAUUUUUGCUGUUGUGGAACUGUUUUAUAUGAGUUUUUUGUUUUUGUAGAUUCCCACAGACUCUGUUUCUGUCUCCCUGUUCCCCAGAACAGUGCUAGCGUCGUUGCCUUGUACUUUAGCGUAACUCACAAAUUAUCAUGCUCUAUCUUAUGCAGUUCUUCUCACGUUCACCCAGUAAUUAAUUCUUGCUCGUUAUCUAAGCACAUUAAACAUGUACAUUGUGAGCAGUGACAAGUUCUAGGGUUAUUUUGUCUCUGAUUUGUGUUGGUAUUUCUUGACAUGGAUGUCGUGAUGGUGGUAUUUCUUGACAUGAAUGUCGUCUCAAAAGUUUUCCCUCAGCUAGACUCUGGUUCUGUUCGCUGAUGAACUUUGCCAAUACAGAGAGGGUAAUUACUUGGCCAAUACAGAGAGGGUAAUUACUUGGCCAAUACGUACAGGUUAAUUACUUGGCCCAUACAUAGAGAAUGAUAGAGAGGUUAAUUGUUCAAAUCCAAAUGUAGAAUUUUCGUGUCAUUCUAGAAAUGUUUUUGUCUCAGAUGGGUGUUUUGAUGGUGAUUAACUAUUGUGUCUUUGAACUAACAUCCCAGAAAUUGUUGUUGAUAGAUCAUAGAGUGUUUUCCCAGUGGAUAGGUGGUCCUGUCACUGAAGGUGCUAUACUGACAGGGCUACCACUCAUCUGUUAUAUUUGUGGAACAAUAAUGUGAAGAGUGCUUACAAUGACCUUGGUUAUGACCAGUGGUGCCUAGAUGCUUCUGAUGUAUGUUAUAUAAUUUUGCUAAUGUUGCAUUGUCCAGGCCAUAUAGACCAACAUUAUUAUUAGGACUUGUUUAAACAUUAUUAGGUCUUUUCUUUUAACUGAUCAAAUGCACAGAUGGACUGAAUUUUUCAGACUUUUAGUCUUCAGCACCGUAUCUUUGUGUUUCUUCAUGUAUGAUCAGAAGCUUACUUAUUGUUUUGGAACAAAACCGUUUUUAGUUUAGCAUUUAUUAGUUAUGACAAUACUCUAAUUUUAGUGCCUCCUAGUCAGAGUUGUAGAGUGGCAUUAUUUAUUUUUUCAGCUGCUGAUUUGUCCUGUUUCCGAUGAGAAUUUGUAACAAUUGUAUAUGUCGAUCAUGAUCGGACAUGAAACAUGUGGUUCAGUUUCUCUGCAGAGGUUGCUUUAUAAUGGGGGGGAAUGUUUUUCUUAUUGAGCGAAUUGACGAGUCUACUUGUUAUGUAACCCAGCUGUAUGUGAAGAAAACUUGCAAUGCAAUUUUACCUUUUGACAUAUGUGCUCUCAAACCCUGGAUUGUUUUAUUACCACUAGUGGGACCUAUAUGGCUACAGGUUGGUUCACAGAACACUGGCUUGAAAUUGAAAGAACUAUUUGUAAUUCAACUCGUAGAUUUUCUAUAUUUUGUGACAACUACUAGGGAUGCAGACUAUUAGUAAAAAUCUAGAGGUUUAUAAAAGGCAAACAAGUCAUUUUGAUCAGCUGUGUAUAGUCACAUGGACUUGUGUAUUUCUGUUGUCGUCAAGACAUGCUGUGAUUCUGUUCCUUCACUUGCACAAAUUCACUUUGAUUUUUGUCUGAAAGUGACAAUCUGUGUUAUCAGGAGACUUGUUCUGUGGUUGAGAGUCCUAUUUUAGGGAUAUUUUCCACACUGCCUAGGGAUAAAGCAAGGCUUAAAGACCAUCAGUGAUUUCCAGCUUUGAAGAGUGUUUCUUGUAGCACGCUUAGUAAAGCAAACUAAACAGAAACUGGUGGUAAGUUCUUUCAAUUUGCAAUGUUAUGAGAUGAACGGCUAAUGAAGGCAUAAGUUCUCGAAAUAAAAGCUGUUGAGAACAAAAUAAGAUUUCUGCUGCCAUACCAGUUUUUGCUUUAUGAACAGGACUUUGGUGAAGAAUAUGAACAGGACUUUGGUGAAGAAUAUGAACAGGAAUUUUGUGAAGAAUAUGAACAGGACUUUGGUGACGAAUAUGAACAGGACUUUGGUGAAGAAUAUGAACAGGACUUUGGUGAAGAAUAUGAACAGGACUUUUGUGAAGAAUAUGAACAGGACUUUGGUGAAGAAUAUGAACAGGACUUUUGUGAAGAAUAUGAACAGGACUUUGGUGACGAAAAGUUUGUCUGAGAUAGGACAAUGGUUGUACAUGAACGUUUUAUUGUGGCCCAUUUAUACCCUACUUUGUCAUUUGUUUUGUUCUCAAACAGUUUAGCUGUUCGGGUCUCUGUGUGGUAUGUGGGAAUUGACAAACGGCUCUCUGCCACAACUUUCAUCUCUCUAUCUCGACAAUACGCAACUUGUGUCAUUCAUCUCUCUAUCUCGACAAUACGCAACUUGUGUCAUUCAUCUCUCUAUCUCGACAAUACGCAACUUGUGUCAUGAUUUUGGUGAGCCAUCAGCGGGGUGGGGGGGGUGGGGGGGGGUUGUUCUUUAUAUGGGAACUGUUGUCCUUGAUGUCACACUGCAGCACAGCUCCAUUGUUCUUGUAUUUACACCUGGAAACUAGGGAAAGUAAAAUGUGCAAUGGCUUUGACUGAUGUGCAGCUGUAUCGGUACAGGGAGGGUUGUUGUAGUUGUUGUAGGGUGCUACCAAUACAGAUCUUACUUCCUUUCUUUCCAUUUGUUGUUACAGGGAGGGUUGUUGUAGUUGUUGUAGGGUGCUACCAAUACAGAUCUUACUUCCUUUCUUCCCAUUUGUUGUUUCUGUCUAUCUUGCUUUUUUCCUAGUACUAAAUAGCCGUUAUCUUUUCUACAUUAUGUUUGUCUUAACUCAAGCCCACCAUUAUGAGCCGAAAAGUGGCUACACAAGUGGUGGUGCAAAAGAUUGACAAGCUUUUGUUUUAUUGUUACCUGAACUUCUACUGAAUUCAAUGCUCACUAUUUAUUCCAUUCAAAGAGAGAUACUAAUCAUCUUGCCGGUUAAUGCUUGCCAUUAGCUCAUGUCGAAGUAACAUGCAGGAAACCAGAAUCCAGGUCUGUUUCUACACUUGCAUAUUUACCAAUGGCUCAACGCCCUUUCUUGUGACAAGGAACAUUAAUUCAGAGGUCUUACUGUUACCUCUAUAGGACAUUAAUUCAGAGGUCUUACUGUUACCUCUAUAGGACAUUAAUUCAGAGGUCUUACUGUUACCUCUAUAGGACAUUAAUUCAGAGGUCUUACUGUUACCUCUCUAGGAACAACAGGCAUGUUUGUCAGGAUGUGGAAACCUUAGUCUUGCCUUCUUGUGCGUGGCGUCUGUGGCCUAGUGGUUAGGCUGCUGGACUCGUAAUCAUGAGAUUGCGGAUCCUGAGGUUUGAGUGUCAGCUCGGUCUGACGUUGUGUCCUUGGGAAAGGCACCUUAAACGAUUUUCUCGAUUGGCGUGGUCCUUUCGGAGAUGGAUAUUAAACUCGGAGGUCACGUCUCUUAAAUAACCUACUAGUGUUAUAGGGUCGUUAAACCUGUACCAUUUCACCAAUUCUGCUUGUGCGGAUAAAGAGAUAAUAUCUCAUAUUAUGUCAUUUUGGUGACUUGACUUUCUCUCUGUAGUUUGUAGAUAGAAGGUGAAAAUGGUUGUGUCAAUUGCUGUUGGUUUGUUUCUGAAAUUCUCUUUAUGAUUUGACAAAUCAUCAAAGGCCUUGAGAUCAUUGACAGUGUGAGCAUGGUGCUGUGACUUUUUAGAAUUCAGACUGUUUUAUUACUGUACCGUAUUUAAGCUAUGUUGUAAUUUUUGUUUUGUUCUUUUUUGUUGAUAUAAAAAUGGAAAACUUACACUUGACAGUCAGGUAUCUUGCCCCACCGUACACACUUGUCAGUCGUUCUACCAGUACACACUUGUCAGUCGUUCUACCAGUACACACUUGUCAGUCGUUCUACCAGUACACACUUGUCAGUCGUUCUACCGGUACACACUUGUCAGUCGUUCUACCAAUAGAAUCAAUAAAAGAUAGAAGGUAUUUAGUCUCUAGAUGUUCAAAUGUUGUCUUUAUUUAAUCAAAUGUUGUUUUUAUUUGUGUUGUCAUUUCUGCAGUCUGAUGAUCUCAGCAGUACGGAUACCAGUCAGACCAAUAUCAUUUCAUGUCCACCCCUGUCUAGUACUCGUCCUCUCUGUCCUUCUUAUGUCAUUUGAAGGUCGUACUUCUUGACUUCCCCCUUGAAACUUCUGCCUGUCCUUUAUCCAAGCAUGAAACAGUGUUUGUAAUGUUCAUUGGACCCAAUGUUCAUAUACUCCUCUCACAUUUAGACUCAUCCUCAUCCCAAAACUCCUCUCACAUUGAGACUCAUCCUCCUCCCAAAACUCCUCUCACACUGAGACUCAUCCUCCUCCCAAAACUCCUCUCACACUGAGACUCAUCCUCCUCCCAAAACUCCUCUCACACUGAGACUCAUCCUCCUCUCAAAACUUUCCUUCUGUCUCUUUCAUUAUCUGAAUUAUCUUUACCAAAAAAGAAAACAGACCUUACAUUGUUUCAAAGUACCUUUGGCAGGCUUAUCACUGCAUUAUCAUUACAUAAAUUGGUGGGGGGGUUAUGUCAUGUUUUUUCUAAUUUUUUAAUGCAUGAAAAGUUCUGCUCGAAAUGAUAAUGUUAUUAACGGUACGUCCAAAAGUCAAAUGUCAAAAUAUGGUGAUCAUAUAAUAUUUAACUAACUCAGCCCUUUAGAAUUGCUGAGAUUGGAGUCCAAAGUUAUGUGGAAAUUACCAGAUGUCAGUAAACUCGAUUUUCUGAUGUUUGUCAAAACAUCUCUACUGUAGGUUUAGAUAUUUGAUAUUGUGCUUUGUAUAGGGUAUCUUGUACUGAUCUUAUUGAUUGUUACUGCAUACAUUUUUAAAAAAAUUUUAUUUUAACUGUUGAUGUUUUCUCCAUUUUGAAAGUACCGGUAAGUGACAUGUUUUCUGACUAUACUCCAUCCAAGCUUCUUCUACUUUUUUAUUCUGUUCCCCCUUCUGUGGUAAUCCAUAAAUUCUCUUUACUCUUGAGAACAGUUUCUUAUGUUAAGUUAUUCAUCUGGUUUUGUUUUUGUUUUGUUUGGGGGGGGGGAGGGGGGGGUUGGUUCUAUUCCAAUUCAAACCUCUUCAUUCACCCUUGAAAAAACCUUUCUUGUUUGUUUUGAAGCGCUGAAUUACUUUUUGCAGAUUUGAACUGCCCUCUGUUUCCCUUUGCUUUGUUGUGUCCCUUUGUAUGACGGAAAUUCCUCAAGGUGUGAGGAGGGGGUUGUUUUUCUUUCUCAUACAAAAGUGCUUCAUUCACCCUUUGAAAAACCAUUCGCAAUAUUUACAAUCACUUUUUUAGUUUUAACUGAUCAUAACUGCAUCCUGAUCCAUUGUUCAUAACUGCAUCAUGAUCCAUUGUUCAUAACUGCAUCAUGAUCCAUUGUUCAUAACUGCAUCAUGAUCCAUUGUUAGCUCUUUAGAAUGCGACUUUUUUGUGCGCACUAGACCCUGUAAUUCAGCUGAUGUUGAUAAAUCUUUAUGCCAUAUUUGUGUUUGUCCUGAGUCUUUAAAUUUCUGUUUGCUCUGGUACCGGUUUGCUUGUUAUUGUAUAGUCUUAAGUUGCUUAGAGAAGACGGUUGAUAUUUUUGUUGGUUUGUAUUGCCAUUUGUUGCUAUUGGAACAGAAUUGCUGUGAAGCCUGGUCAGAAGAUGUGUUUCUAGUGGCUGCUGUUUUUGUCUUCAGUUCCUAAUCAUCUUGUCCCCUUUUUAUAAUUUACAGCAUGCCCUUUGCUUUGGUGCAAUUAUAUUAUACGUCACGUAAUCAUAUUAUACACGCUGCAUAUGCUUAGCAGUAGAUCUGAUUUGUUGUUCUUGUUUGUUCUUCUUCAAUAAACAAUUUCAAGAAAAAAC
This is a messenger RNA of Aplysia californica (California sea hare), 8942 nucleotides long. Its product is annotated as poly(U)-specific endoribonuclease-A. Lineage: Eukaryota; Metazoa; Mollusca; Gastropoda; Aplysiida; Aplysiidae. The coding region runs from base 114 to 986 and encodes 290 amino acids. The transcript is spliced from 6 exons. Gene Ontology annotation, molecular function: RNA endonuclease activity. The record is from RefSeq and is a predicted model, not a curated record.